Molecule: messenger RNA, 243 nt
Organism: Colletotrichum gloeosporioides
Lineage: Eukaryota; Fungi; Ascomycota; Sordariomycetes; Glomerellales; Glomerellaceae
Exons: 1
Coding region: 1-243 (80 amino acids)
Source: RefSeq, a predicted model, not a curated record
AUGCGCCCGUUAUCAGUUACCGAUCACACAAGAGCAGCGCCUUCGUAUAUCCGCUGUGGAGUGUGCUCUUUUGAGAACCCGCUCCUCUCGAUAACCUGCGAGAUUUGCUCCCACGUGUUUGACCCGGCAAGCGUGCCGAACUCCUGGCGGUGCGACCGUGAGGUGUGCCAUAGCACUAAACAUGUCAACCCCGGCGACUUCGGGGUCUGCGGAUUAUGCGGCCAAAGAAAGAAGCAAAAUUGA